Messenger RNA from Cynocephalus volans (Philippine flying lemur), 1613 nucleotides. It is a transcript of the gene RTF2, whose product is annotated as replication termination factor 2. Lineage: Eukaryota; Metazoa; Chordata; Mammalia; Dermoptera; Cynocephalidae. Gene Ontology annotation, cellular component: nucleus. The coding region runs from base 62 to 982 and encodes 306 amino acids. Gene Ontology annotation, biological process: site-specific DNA replication termination at RTS1 barrier; mitotic DNA replication termination. The record is from RefSeq and is a predicted model, not a curated record. The transcript has 9 exons.
UCAGCGACCCCGGAAGUAGCUGUUUCAGGGUUUUGGAGCUACCUCUGAUUCCCAGCUUGCGAUGGGUUGCGACGGGGGAACGAUCCCCAAGAGGCACGAACUGGUGAAGGGGCCGAAGAAGGUUGAGAAGGUUGACAAAGAUGCUGAAUUAGUGGCCCAGUGGAACUAUUGUACUCUGAGUCAAGAAAUAUUAAGACGACCGAUAGUUGCCUGUGAACUUGGCAGACUUUAUAACAAAGAUGCCGUCAUUGAGUUUCUCUUGGACAAAUCUGCCGAAAAGGCUCUUGGGAAGGCAGCAUCUCACAUUAAAAGCAUUAAGAAUGUGACAGAACUAAAGCUUUCUGAUAAUCCUGCCUGGGAAGGGGAUAAAGGAAACACAAAAGGUGACAAGCAUGAUGACCUCCAGAGGGCACGUUUCAUCUGCCCGGUUGUGGGCUUGGAGAUGAAUGGCCGACACAGGUUCUGCUUCCUUCGGUGCUGUGGUUGUGUGUUUUCUGAACGAGCCUUGAAAGAGAUAAAAGCAGAAGUUUGUCACACAUGUGGGGUGGCCUUCCAGCAGGAUGAUGUCAUUGUGCUCAAUGGCACCAAGGAGGAUGUGGAAAUGCUGAAGAAAAGGAUGGAGGAGAGGAGGCUGAAAGUGAAGCUGGAGAAGAAAACAAAGAAACCCAAGGCAGCAGAGUCCGUUUCAAAACCAAAUGUCAGUGAAGAAUCCCCAGGGUCAUCAAAAGUUAAGAUAGGGAAACCUGAAGAAACCGGCCUUGAUUCUAGAGAGAAGAAAACCAAUUCAGCUCCCAAAAGUGCAGCAACAAAUGGGAGCUCUUCUGGAAAAGCCGAGAAACCUUUAUCUGGAGCCACGAAGAGGUCCAUUGUCAACAGCGAGGAAUCUGAAGCCUAUAAGUCCCUCUUCACAACUCACAGCUCCGCCAAACGCUCCAAGGAGGAGUCAGCUCACUGGGUCACCCACACAUCCUACUGCUUCUGAAGCCUGCGGCUCCUUCUCUCCAAGAAGGUUCUUUUCAGUUUCCAUGUAGGCAGGUUGUUGUGAUCCUCUGAUUGUACUAUGUAUUCUCUGGUGUAGCUCCGUUUGCACCAUGUCAUAAAGUUGUCCUCAACAACCUUUGAGCCGGCAUGGUCACUCUUACUGUGAGGCCCGUGGGUUCUGGGGAGGACGUGAUGGGUGGUUUGCCAAGUGCCCGUCCCCCUCUCCUACAGGCCUGUGUUCAUGCUCACUCCCACCUGCAGUGGCAUUUGGACUUUUCCACAGCCGGAAAGUCGUGUUGGCUGCACUUUUUAUGCCUGCAAUAAUGAAAGACUCCAGACUCCUCACAGGUGUGUGGUUGGCUCGUUUUGACUAAAAUUCUAGUGGCUUUGCUGACAAUGAAAAAUUAAGUAGGCCAGGUGAAACUGAGCUUUAGAAAGGAUGAAUUUCAAAUACCCUCUGCCUGCCAGAGUCUUUGAAGGGCAUUGUCCCUCUCCAGCCCUGGAGGGAGCUGGGAGCUUGUUGGUCUAGUACAUAGGGGAGUCCUCCCUAUCUUAUUUUGAAGCCAGCAGAGAUUUUAGUUGGGCACCUGAUGAUUUAGUACAGAAAUAAAGCAAGUCCAUCUUUCCUCUCA